UUUUAAAUUAUUCCACAAGAACCCUACGUCUUGUGGUGUAGGCAUUGUACAGAGGGAGAGAGUUCUCUUCUUAGAAUCAUCAAGGCAUAGCUUUCGUCACCCCCACUGCAAUGGAGAAGGUGGAGAGAAUUCUGUGGCGCGUGGUACCUGGUAUGAAGAGGUUUCUCAUCCUCUCCAAGACGCUCUCAUUUUCAUGUCUCCUCUUCCCAACUUACAUCUCAAUGAUCUCAUGGCUCCUGAGGAUCCGAUCUCCUCUCUCACGUCUCCUCUUCCCAUCUCUUCUCUCAUGGGCUCUCGUCAACUAUGUUCUUGCAACAUUCGCCUGCCACAGCUUCACCAAUCCAGCCAUCUUGAGUCGGAUUUUUGGCUCAUCCGAGACUCGCCGGAAGAUUUCUGACCUUGGCUUUGAGCGUCAUAUUCAGAUACUGGAGGGGUUUGGGUGGACGUUUUAUUUUGAUCUUUGUAUCCCACUUCUUUUGAUGCAUGAGAGUUGUUUGGCUUGGUUCGCUGCCCUGGUUGCUUCCUGUUUUUCCAGCCGGUUGCAGAGGUCUUCUAGUAUGAAGAAGCAGAUAAAAUUGAUAAUGACUUGGUGGGAAGAUGAUGAUUACAAAGAAGAAGAAUACGGAGAGGAGUUGAGGAUAGAGGAGGAGGAGGAGAAGGCUGAAGAUCAGUUGAGGAUAGAGGAGGAGGAGGAGGAGAAGGAGAAGGCUGAAGAUCUGAAGAAAUGGAUGGAGAAAGAAAAGCAUAAAGGGUAUAGGAGGAAGUGGGAGGAGGAGAAGGAGGAGAAGGCGAGGCUGAAUGGAGAGCUGUGUGUCGCAACCAAGUGGGCUGACUACUGCCAAACCUUUCUGCAGAACUAUGAAGAAGAGAGGCGAAAGUGGGAGGAAGAGAGGAGUGAACUGACUGCAAAGCUCUCUGCCGCACAGAAGUCCUCAGAUCUUUACCAGCAACUUUUGCACGAAUGCAGUUCUUUUUAA
Molecule: messenger RNA, 977 nt
Organism: Vitis vinifera (wine grape)
Lineage: Eukaryota; Viridiplantae; Streptophyta; Magnoliopsida; Vitales; Vitaceae
Exons: 4
Coding region: 111-977 (288 amino acids)
Source: RefSeq, a predicted model, not a curated record